Molecule: messenger RNA, 3732 nt
Organism: Plasmodium fragile
Lineage: Eukaryota; Apicomplexa; Aconoidasida; Haemosporida; Plasmodiidae
Exons: 1
Coding region: 1-3732 (1243 amino acids)
Source: RefSeq, a predicted model, not a curated record
AUGCAUUAUUUUAGGAAAAAAAAAAACGAGCCUGUCAACAAAAGAGAGGCCUUUAUAGCAAACAGUAAACACACGAAACAAAAUAGAACGCUCAAAAGUGAUAAUGUGUUCAAUGGCGUGGAUGCCUGUGAGAAGCAACUUGAUCAAAAUGGAAAAAAUAAAUCCCAUACGAAUGAUACAGACAAGUUGGAAACGAGUACGAACUCUUUCCUAGAUGGUAGUUUUAAGGAAGAGAUAGGAAUUACCUCCAAGAUAGGUUCAUUAACGAAUCAAAAGCAAAAUUUUAAUAACAGUUCCCGUUUUGAAGAAAAAGAAAAUCUCGACCACUCCAGCAGUGAAUAUGGCAUGGAGAGCUACAACGAAGACAUGGCAACGGAGUACAGUCAAAAGGGAGUCAUUCCAAACAGUGAGCUACAACACUUAGCACAAACCAACGAACACAAUAAUGUUUCAAACAAUAGUGUACCCAGUGACAGCAACGUUUAUAACCACCGAGAGGAGACGAACUUUAAUACCCCCUCUCAUUAUGAUAGUGUAAGAGACCAAAUGAUUUCUAAAAAUGUGGACAGGAAUGUACCAAAUAAGCUAAACAGCAAAAUGAACGAAGAAUUUAAACCAUGUGUAGGAAGCCAAAAGUAUAACAAACAGAAUUCAUCACUACUGUGCAAUCAGGGAAAAACAAACGACUCGCCGAAAAGGGACAAACCCGUAAAUGAAAAUAUGCCUCCCAAUAGUACCUAUAUUUCAAGUAAAUCUUUUAACAACACUGCAGGCACUGGUCAAAACGGAUCCGACCACGUGCACGGGGAGCACGACAACCCUUUUUAUGAUAACAUGAACGCGGUAAACAUGCAGUCUCAGUUAAGUGCAAAUAGCAGUAUGUCUCUAGCCAUUGGGGAUAAAAAAAAAAUGGAGACAAAUCUCAAUUCCAUCCAAAGGAAUAGGACAUUGCAGGCAUAUGGAGAUGUGCAAGAAGGCAUGCACAAUGGAUCUGAUGACAGGUAUGGGGGAAACACAGAGCAGUCCACAAAUGAGGAGCAGCUAAUUUACGAGGGACAGCAUUAUCAUAACACAAACUUGUUGGAAAAAAGCGACACAGUGGACAGUAUUGGGAACGACAGAAGUGGUAACUUCUAUGAAGGGAUAAAUCAAAAUGACCCCGCUGGAGAUAGCCAAAACUGCCUGCAAUUCUCGCAAAGGUAUGUUGGUAUAGUGGAAUCUGGCGAUGGAAGAAAUGCACAAAAUGUGAGUACCCGAAAUAGGGAAAAUUUCAAUGAACCCUUUUUAAAAAAUAAUAAUUCUUCCUCAAAAAAUGCCGAGUUUUAUAAAAAGUUACACAGUAAUGUGAUAGAGACGGAGGGAAAAAUGUGUGGAGGAAAUUUUAAAGCAAGCGUAGAUUCUGAGAUGGGGCAGCUAACGAGGGCUAGUAGGAGCAACAUCCAUUCCAGUAGGUCUUACACACAACCAAUACAUGUGCAUGAGGAGUUGGGAGAACACCUAAUCGAGUCGAGCGGACACCCCAGUGAGCAACUUCCCAAGUACAACACAGCGAGAAAUUCUUUGCAACCACAAACCAGCCGUCUACCCCCCAGGAAAGAUUUAUCCAAGUCUAUAAAUGCCAACGACAUAUCAGCAGAGAAUAUUUCAGCGCGGCAAAGUGGCCAACUAGAAAAGGUAUACAGCAGGGACCAAUCAAACAGCAGACAUAUGGAACCAAGGAGAAGUUAUAUGCAUGUAAAUAAUUUGCUAAUUGAAUCGAGGAGGUAUUCAAUAACAUCCAAAAAAGGUCACACUACAACAAGAUCGCGGGAAAAUUUUGAGGAACACAAAAAUAAUAUUAUUCCAUCUGAAAACAGGACUAUGAGAAUGCCUGAGAGUUUAAUAGAAUUAAAUUUUAAUUUGAACGGAUCUGUGAGUAGCAUUUCAGAGUCUACAAAUGAGCUAGGCAUGGAAAAUGGUUCACUCAAAAGUGAGAGCGGGCAAGACCAUUUAAUGAACACCUCGGAAGAAUCAGCAGAUAAUCACAUGAGGGUAGGUAGCCAAAUGGAAUAUAGAAGCAGUCUAUCCAAACACACCAGAAAAAUGGAAUCAAAAAGACACCACGAAGAUGCAUCUAAUAGCUUCAUAGAAUCACAUUACGCAGAUGACCCAGAACAUUUGAUAGACUCACAAUUUGGGCAUCCCUCCAACCAUCUAAUCGAAUCGCAAUAUAAUAUGCACAAAUGCAAUGAUAAUAUGUCAGACAAUAAUAGUAGCUCCAUGAGCUUAAAUAAGAGUCAACACCAAAUGAGCAAUGAGAUGGGUGAAGAACGUAGCAAUUUUAUCAAACAGGGAAACUAUUCACACAAUGCGCACUACAGCAAUGUAAUCUCGGACGUAGUGCACACAGAACCGAGCAGGAGUCUAAUCAAUUCAACACACAGUCAGAUGCAAUUACGGAGUAUUUCUCAUCGUCCAAGUAAUAACCUUAUGAACCAAAAUAAGGUUUACAAAGAGUCGAGUGGCACUUUGGAGGAGUCUCGAAACAGCCUGAUGAAUUCGCAAAGUCGCCAUAACGAGAUGUGGAAGAGCUUGACAGAGACGAAUGAUACGUUUGGGAAUUCUAAAUUUAGUCACAGCGUGUCCAGGUCGAGCCGCAGCCACACGGAAAGCGCCACCAGCGGCAGUAUGAACAAUGGGGAGUGUGACCCGAACCAUUCGAAAAGUUACGCGGACCGCUCGAAAGACUACGCGGCCCAUUCGAAUGAUAGCUUGGAAGAAAGACCACCUCAACCAUCCCACUCAUUUCAACAAAACAGAAAGGAUCUAAAUGAAAUGAAGCACUACUAUGAUAACAGACGAAGCAGGCCCCAUUUGAACAGAAGUGAAUAUGUCCCGAAGAAGAACGUCCCACAUGUUUAUAAAAAAUUCAAUACGUGUGUCCGCGAUGAUGAACAGAAGGCUGAUUUGUUACAAGCAUUCCAAAAGGGUAUUAAAACUAAGUGGGGUGUGAAAAAUGGACAAGUCGAAGGUGUAAACGAAAUGGGGAAAUCACGAAACGGUUUGGAAGGUUAUGAAAAGAGACAAACAAAUGACAUGAUUCGUGGUUCCGAAAAUUAUAAUUUAAAAAAAGAACAAAGUAGGAAUUAUUUCUCCAGGGACGACAGCAAUGGCCAUGUGCCACAAUUGUCCCGUGGGUCUCGAAUAUCACAUGCACCUCUCAUGCAUAAUGAAGACGUUCAAAAAAUGGGCAGUAAAAUGCACUACCACGAAUUAGAGCACAGUUUUGAAAAUUUAGAAAAGGGGGGACAUAAGGAAGGUAGUGAUGUGGAGUUUUCCUUCGAUCAGGAAAAUAAAAUGUGCACAGACAUGUGUAAGGACUUCUCAACAUCCAUUACGAAUUCGCAACUUUUAAUGAGCGGGUCUCAUAAUAUUAUGAACCACUCAGGUAUAAAUACUUCUAACCAUUUUGAUUUAGACAUGUCCAAUAAAUUAAACAAAACUUCCGAUAUGGAUAAAUUCGCCAUGGAAAAUAAUUUCAAUAUGGACGUCAAUUCAAAUUAUAUUAAACGGCUAACCAUGAACGACAAUUUCGUCAACACAAAUUUGCAGAUCUCGUACAUGGAAAAUGAAAUUCAAAAUAAAAUAAAAGAUCUUGACAACUUUUUGGGGAAAAAUUUUGAGCACAAGUGUAAUUCUGUCCUCAACAGAAUUGAGAAGCUGCUUUCUUCCGACUUUUUCAGCGAGUCGUAA